CCGCGCGCAUGCGCAGUGCGUCCCGCCGCCGGGAGCGCCCUCGCGGCCUGUGGGGCCGUGUCGCGACAGGCGGGCUCCUGUCGCCUGUCGCCCCACGCGUGAGCCAUGCCGGCCGCCGCCGCGCCGCUGAUCAGCUGCGUGCAGAAGCUGGUGCUGUACGAGACCAGGGCUAGGUUUUUUCUUGUUGGAAGUAAUCCUGCAGAAACCAAGUACCGUGUUUUGAAAAUAGACCGCACUGAACCAAAGGAUUUGGUUAUAAUUGAUGAUAAGCAUGUGUAUACACAACAAGAGGUGAGGGAACUUCUUGGCCGCUUAGACUUGGGAAACAGAACGAAGAUUGGGCAGAAGGGCUCUUCUGGGUUAUCCCGAGCUGUCUCUGCUUUUGGAGUAGUAGGUUUUGUCAGGUUUUUAGAAGGCUACUAUAUUGUGUUAAUAACUAAAAGAAGAAAAAUGGCAGAUAUCGGAGGUCAUGCCAUAUAUAAAAUAGAAGAUACAAACAUGAUAUACAUUCCAAAUGACUCUGUAAGAGUCACUCAUCCUGAUGAAGCCAGGUAUCUGAGAAUCUUUCAAAAUGUGGACCUUUCUAGUAAUUUCUAUUUUAGUUACAGCUAUGAUCUGUCUCACUCCCUUCAGUAUAAUCUUACUGUUCUGAGAAUGCCACUUGAGCUACUGAAAACCGAAACAAGUCAGACCCGACAAGAGAGUUUUGAUAUAUUUGAAGAUGAAGGACUUUCAGCACAGGGUGGAAGUGGUGUAUUUGGAAUUUGCAGUAAACCUUACGAAAAGUACGUGUGGAAUGGGAAGCUGCUGGAGGCAGUAAAAAAUACUGUUCAUCGUGACUGGCUGCUGUACAUCAUUCAUGGAUUUUGUGGGCAAUCAAAGCUGUUAAUUUAUGGUCGCCCCAUAUAUGUCACUCUGAUAGCCAGAAGAUCAAGCAAAUUUGCUGGAACACGUUUUCUGAAACGAGGAGCAAACUGUGAGGGGGAUGUUGCUAAUGAAGUGGAAACUGAACAAAUCCUUUAUGAUGCAUCGGUUAUGUCAUUUUCUGCGGGGAGUUAUUCUUCCUAUGUUCAGGUUCGAGGAUCUGUCCCUCUGUACUGGUCUCAAGAUAUUUCAACUAUGAUGCCUAAACCACCCAUAACACUUGACCAAGCAGAUCCUUUUGCACAUGUUGCUGCUCUUCACUUUGACCAAAUGCUUCAAAGAUUCGGCUCCCCCAUUAUUAUUUUGAAUCUUGUGAAGGAACGUGAAAAAAGAAAGCAUGAAAGGAUUCUUAGCGAAGAACUUGUUGCUGCUGUGACAUAUCUCAACCAGUUUUUACCCCCAGAGCAUGCAAUUAUAUAUAUUCCUUGGGAUAUGGCCAAAUACACAAAAAGCAAACUUUGUAAUGUGCUCGAUAGAUUGAAUGUGAUUGCAGAAAGUGUAGUAAAGAAAACUGGAUUUUUUGUGAAUCGACCUGAUUCGUACUGCAGUAUUUUGCGGCCAGAUGAAAAGUGGAAUGAACUUGGAGGUUGUGUUGUUUCCACUGGUCGCCUGCAGACUGGAGUUCUCCGAACCAAUUGUGUGGACUGCUUAGACCGUACUAACACAGCGCAAUUUAUGGUGGGAAAAUGUGCUUUGGCAUACCAGCUCUACUCACUGGGACUGAUUGAUAAACCUAAUUUACAAUUUGAUACAGAUGCUGUUAGAUUAUUUGAAGAAUUGUACGAAGAUCAUGGAGACACACUUUCUCUGCAAUAUGGAGGUUCUCAGCUUGUCCACAGAGUAAAAACCUAUAGAAAGAUAGCUCCAUGGACUCAGCAUUCCAAAGACAUUAUGCAAACACUCUCAAGAUAUUAUAGUAAUGCUUUCUCAGAUGCAGACAGGCAAGACUCCAUCAAUCUGUUUCUGGGAGUAUUCAAGCCUACGGAAGGGAAGCCUCAUCUCUGGGAACUACCUACUGAUUUCUAUUUGCAUCACAAGAACACCCUCGGUCUAUCCCAGACCAGGCGAAGCUAUACUUACUGGUGGACCACUGAUGUGCUGAAGCAUUUACCUCUUCCUUUUGAUGAAGUGACAUGUGCUGAAAACAGACGCAAGCUGACAGUGAAGAAAUUCCACAAGUAUGAAGAGGAAAUUGAUAUCCAUAAUGAGUUUUUCCGGCCAUAUGAGUUGAGCAGUUUUGAUGAGACCUUCUGCUUGGCAAUGACCAAUUCUACACGGGAUUUUAUGCCUAAGAAUAUGGGGAUUGAUCCAAGCCCAUUUACUGUUCGUAAACCUGAUGAAACUGGAAAAUCAGUGCUGGGGAACAAAAGUAAUCGGGAAGAAACUGUGCUGCAGCGCAAAACUGCUGCUAGUGCUCCGCCACCCCCAAGUGAGGAGGCAGUGUCGAGUAGUUCUGAAGAUGAUUCUGGGACAGACAAAGAAGAUGAAGGAGCUGUUUCUCAGCGAUCUACUCCAGUAAAAGUGACUGAUACAGGAGAUAACACAAAAAUCACAGAGAAUGUAGUUCAGUCCACCAAAGAUGUGUAUGGAGUUAAUCUUUCAGAUGUUCCUUCAGAAGAUGAUCUCACAAUAUACACAAGAUUUGUUCAGCUGGGACAGAGUCAACAUAAACCAGACAAGAGCAGCCAGCAAGUUUGCACAAAACUCCACUUGGAUAGAGUUAUAAAUUUAGAUCCUGGGAGAAGCAUACAACGAAAAGAAGAGAAAGAGGAGAAAACCAUUAAGAGCAGCAUUGCUUCUUCUGUUUGUUCUUCCUUAUGCACUAGGACUGUAGUAGAAUACCAAUCUCCUCCUUUUCUCAAGAUAAUAUUUACGAAGUCCAGCCUCCAAGAGCUGAUAGGAAAUCAAUAGAGAUUUUUCAUGCGCACAUUCAGGCUGGAAAAGGAAACAUGCAGCCACUGGGAAAAGAGGACUUCUUCAUGUACAGAGAGUACAUUCGAAACAGAUACCUCUAAAUACAAGCUGGAUUCUCAUGUGAAGUCUACAGUACUGAUAGGUCAUAAAAAAUAAUUUUGGAAAGGAAAUCUAGUUUUGUUAUUUUGCAAUAAUAAAUUUAUUUAUCUAACAAUUCUAUCUAUUAUGGUUUGCUAUUGCACAUUUAUGGUACCAUGCUUUACAGGAGAAAAAGUGAUUUAAUAUCUGCUCUUCAGCUGGAAGAGAAAAGUGUUAUUUUAAGAGAUUAAGUGAAUAAUUUGAGCACUUGUAAUAACGGGAAGGUACGUAGUGAUUUAUGGCAAAGAAAAUAUUGUCUUUUAAGUUUUUAUAUUACUUAUAUUCUUAUGUUUGCUAGCAGAGAUGAAAUGAUUUGUACAUGCGAAUCAGAAUAUAAUAUUUUUCUUCCUCUUUGUUCUAUGGCAACAAUCUUUUUUACAAUCAAAUGUUUUCUGAUAUUUCUUGAGAUUUUUAGCAAAUUGAGUGCCCAAAUGACUUCUUGCACUUUGCUGCUUUCUUAAACCACGCUUUUUUUUUUCUUUUGCUUAUGUCAAAAUCAAAAUUUACACCUAGACUAACAUUAUAACUCUAAUCUGUGUCAAAUUAACUUCAUUGGUUCUAGUAGCUACAAAAUCUGUGCUACAUGCAGGGUGGAAAUGGCUCGUGAAUAAUUAUUGUGGGUUUCUAGUAGGCCUCUGAGGUGAACCACUCACUGACUACAUUGUAAAUGAGGGAACCCUUGGAGGGUGCAAGACCAUUUUGCUGUAUGACAGGCAUUACCCUUUUUGCAGCAUAUUGUUUCCAGCCUCAUAUUUGUGCUCAGUUAAGAUGCUUCCAGAUAUAAGCUUACAGCCUCCUAACAACUCAGUGUCACUAAGUGGUGUAGAGACUGGAUCAGCUGGGACGGUCAUGCAAGGGAAAGCAGUAGUUGGGUUUAGGGAAGACUGAACAUCAUGUCCAGUGCUAUGUAAGAAGUGGAGAGGUAUCAGGUACUUGACCUAGAUUAUUUAAGUUGGUCUUGUGAUCAAAACAUUUUCUGAAAUAAGAAAUAAACCCCCCCCACACAAAAACCUAUGACUUGCAAUUACAAGCUAAAAUUUCCAACGCUGCUUUCUAGCCCUCGGCCUUGAGGAACACUGGCAGCAACAACAGCAUCCUUGAUAGAUUAUGUUAUUCCACGUGUUUGUACAGGCCAUAUUUCAGAAUUUUUUGGACCAACUCUGAAUAACUUAUUUGGGGAAUGUCAGCCAACUGCAUGCUAGAUGUAGCGAACACGUUUGUGUUCACAGUUAAGUUGCUUGCAGGCAGCUACUCCAGAUUUUUGGCUGCAUGCUGCAAACAUAUUCUGCAUAUGUUUGCAUAUCUCAUGCAGUCGGUAGCAUUUUUGUCAGUAAUUCAACAAAAAAAGAGAUGCAGUGAACAAAGAGAUUCGAGUUUCUUGUGGGGUCUGUGUGUUUCAGGAAAUGAUUCGUGUGUGGACAGUUAGAGAAUGUGGGACCUCAAGCUACCAAAAAUGUUGGUGUCCAUUCUCUUUUGUUAAUUGAUUCAUAUUGUUUUGAAAUAAAUUAAGGUAUUUUUGCAGGUGCGAGAAUGAAAACACACUUCAGAUAACACUUCAUUGCAACUGGCAACCUCUUUCCUCUGGAAAAACAAAACAAAACAAAAACUAAGACAAAAACAACAACAACAAAAAAGUACCAAACUCUCCUGUCCAUUAUGAAAAAAUACUUGGAAAGAAUAAAUGUUUCAUUUGGAAAAACGUAGAGCUUGGAGUCCUUAUCCUAACAAAACACAUACAUGCUUUUCUUAUUGCACUUAAACUAUUUCCAAAGAUGUUUUGUAGAUGACCACAUUCCUUAUACUUCUGUUGCUCGUAGAUACUGGAAUUUCAUAAAAGCUGUCCUUGAAAGUGUGCCACUUAACCACAGAUAGGUGAAAGAACUAAAGUUGCUGCAAAAUACAGGAAUUGUGACAAUUUUACAGCUUUAAGAGAAAAUAUGUUCAGGCUUUAGCAAUUCAAACACUGUUUAGCAAAAAAGGAUUAUAGGGUUUUGGUUUUACGGUUUUGAGAGGCGAAUGGUAUCUCAGCCCAUUAUCUGUAAUACAAUGCCAUGCUUUUCAGUGUCUUUCUAAAUUUGUGCCAUGACAGUCCUAUAGCAGCAUCCCCUUGAAUCUUGCAGCAUAUAUAGCUGCCUCUUGUUUCUCCUUCCAAUUAGAAAAGGUUUUAAAAAGAAGCAAACACAAAAACACUAGUUUUCACUGUGGUUUGAGCCAUGUUCGCUACUUCAUGAGAUAAUUGGGCAUUAAUUUUGAGGUGCUUGGUUGUGUGUUCUACCACGAUAGUACUGAAACUGCUAAGAACACUUCAGGGUGCUGAUGUCAACUAUUUACUAGGCUUGUUUAAAAAAAUAAAACAACACACAAACAAGGACUCCUAGCUUAACACUGAUUGAAUUACAAAUUUUCAACUGUCUGAAUAAAUCUGCAGCCUUGUGUAUGUAAAGCAUUAAUUGAAAAGGAGAAUAUAUUCAUUGGCCACACAAGUUAAGUUGCACAAAGGAUUCCAGAGAUGCUGGUGUGCAUGUACUUGCUAUAUUCUGUUCUUGUGAGAAUAAGUUCCAGUUGUCAGCUAUGUGAGAAGUUCUGAAUCUGUUUACCUUUCAGAAGCUGAGGAAAGUGUGUGCAAAGUAAUAUAUAUUUUUGUUUAUAAGAUAUUUGUUACAAAGAAUGGGCUGUGUUGGCAAUGAAGACUAACAAGGUGCUUUUUUGACCCUAAGUGCUAAUGAUCUUUAAUAUCUUAAUGUUAUAAAUCCAUAUGGACAAGAGAAAUAUCUCUCGGAGAAGUGUGUGGUUUUUCCUCCAAAAUUUAUUUCAUUUGUUCUGAUGUGUUUGAAGACUACAUUGAAAUAAAAUACCAAAAUGUAUACAUGGA
Molecule: messenger RNA, 5848 nt
Organism: Anas platyrhynchos (mallard)
Lineage: Eukaryota; Metazoa; Chordata; Aves; Anseriformes; Anatidae
Source: RefSeq, a predicted model, not a curated record